GCUUUAAACCUCAACCUCUCCAUUUUAGCUCAGUCAGCCUGGCCCAGGUGCACCGUACGGACACGGAGUACUUUCAUAGGGGGUGUCUGUUCUCACUGAGGGUGUCUGUCACCAGCAUAGUGAUCUGAAAUGGCUUCGUUCACAGAGGCCUGUAUCAUUUUCCUGUUCUUUUCUGUUGUGGAAGGGAUCAUUACUACAGUGAGUACAUCACCUGAGGUCUCUAGCUACAACAUGGCAGGAAAGAUCACCAGCACCACCGCCUUGCUUAACCAGCCCUACUGCUUCUUCAGCACAGCCCCUCAACUCUGUCAAGUGCAGUGUGACAUCUACGUAGUUCCUGCUGUCGGCUCAGGAGUGGACAAUUUCAACAGUGACGAGACAAAUCCAAAAAUACUGCAACUAUCUCCUUAUCCAACCGCUUUUGCGGCAAGCUCUUCGAAGAACUACUUCCUGACAAGAGUAGGGCAGCUGAGUAGCUUCCCCUGCAUGGCAUCCAGUACGAUCACGUAUGUGAGAGUGGGAUCGGACGGGAACUGCAAUGGCAUAAACUGCAAUGGGGCGUUACCAGCCGGCUCCACAGUGAGAUUUAAGUACAUCCUCGUUAACACAACAAACAACCAGAUCCUCAUGGAUACAAGUUGGUCCGGCGCAGUGACUCUUAAUUCUGUAAUAAACCCCGCAACCAUCAAUAAUGGCUUAAAAAGACGGUCUGCUGGAAUGAUUAUCAUCACCGCCAUCCUAUGUGUCCUCUUCUUCGUGCUGCUGCUGCUCCUCAUCCUCGCGCUGAUUUGUGGCCGGCGCUUCUCAACAUUCACUGAACGGGAACCUCUACCGGCCCUCGGCUCUUUGCGCGUCAAGAAGUACGACACUCACAACCUCCAAGAACCGCAGUCAUAUACAAACACCACCUAUGCAGAUGACUUCAAGAAGUUCAGCACUGAUGAAGUACUAACCACCAAUCAGAAGCCCACAGCCCCUGACCUCCAGGACUCUGUGAAGCUGCAGAGAUAUCAGAAAUUCAUGAAUUAGGUGCAAAACGUUUAGAGUAAAGGAACAGAGGACAGUGACGCAGAGCAGUGGGUGGAUGGACUGCGGGCUGCAGUACCACAUCGUCACACCGCCAGGCUCACGCAUCCUCGCUAAAAGCUGCAGCCCUCUCACUGCUAAACCUUCUUAUUUAUUUUGAACAAUGACAAUUUAUUUUCAUGAUUUGUCUGCUCGACCUGUAACAGUCUUAAAUCUGUGGAAAACCAUUAAUGAAUCAUAACAGUAAAUUACAGUUUAAAACCAUAGUAAUAUUUUCAAAAACAGACAGGAAUAGGUUUUACUCUGAUAUUUGUAUCGUAAUAAUAAACAUGGGUCUGUUAAUUGCUACAGUACUUUUUACAAUACUUUUUAAAACAUUAUGCAUUAUUCAGAUUUAUUUUAUUGCCAAAGAACGACAAAGACCUAUAUUUUCCAAUCGAUCAACCGACUUUAAUUAAAAGUAGGCUUAUACAAAACAAACUGAAUGAAUACUUAUGUGGGGCUGCAAGUGUAUGUGUAUAAAGCAAUAUAGGUAUACAGGUGAUUAUAAAUGCGUGCAGGGGCGUAGGAACCAGGGGGGCGCGGGGCGUGUAUCCCUCCAAUAAUUAAUUUGGCAUCAUUACUCUCCUUCCCCACCCCCCAAAAUAUAGAUGUUUACAUUUAAAUUUAAUUUCAAUAGAACCGUGUUUCCCAGCCUUCCAUCUGCCACGGACACCCUCCAUACGGCAGCGUCUAUCAGCUGGUGCGUCCCGCGGCGCUGUAUGCUGUCCUUUAGUGCAUGAAAUUGUGAACAUUGAAUUGCGCGGCGUAUUUUUUAAAUCUGAAUGAAUUGCUCAGUUGCAGCCUGGCCGCUUUAAACGUACAAUAAAUACCUAUAUUGAUGGACAAAGAGAAGAGAUCAGCCCUCGUCUGCCACCAAGAGGUGCCACCUCGGGGCACAGAGGUCCCCUCCCCAGCAAAUACGAGUCUAUAGUGAUGCAGGAAGACGCCUGAGCCAGCACAGUAAAGUCACAAAUGUAGGCCUGCUGUAGGCUGCUGUACUGUACAUCCCCCAAGAGAAACGCUUAUAUGAGAUGCCUAAGUAAUGGCUUUUCACUCCCUACUUGACAUUUUUACCUCGCUCUCCUGCGUCCACUCGCAAAGUAAGUGGAAUGCUUUUCAUGAAUGAAUAAUUGACGUAACUUUGCUGUCACUGAAUGCUUAACAUUGUCUUUUUUUUAAAAGGAUGGGAAUGUUUAACGUCUUUGGUGUACUUACGGUGUGUGUUUCUUAAAUUACGCAUUCUGGGUUUUUAAUAUAGAGGAAUAUUUAAGGGUUUUGAAAUAGCUUUUUGGCUGAAAUGUGAUUUAUUAAACGAUCUUUUAAAAAACGUGUUAAUUAACUGAACACAUAUUUAUAAAAUGUCCAAGAAGGUAUUGGGAUCCAGCUGGCAGGCAGUUAUAUUACAAAAUGUGGAAUAAACUCGUUUCUCAUUUAAUACUUUAAAAGUGACAAGUUUGAUUGACUAUGUGUUGUUAUUUUAAACACUGGCAUGUUCACAUAAGAGCAAAUAUACCGGUAAUAUUUUUUAUUAUUAUUUCAUGGAAUGACGUGACCAUAAACAAAAAGCGUAAAAAUUCAGAUAAAAGGUCUGUAUUUUAUAAUGCUCAUUGAAACUGAUAGGAUUUAUUUCAUGGUGUUUUACUCUUAUAUCUGCCACAAAUGCUUAUGUUAAGACUGUAAUAAACAUUCUCAUUAAGUAA
Messenger RNA from Brienomyrus brachyistius, 2768 nucleotides. RefSeq names its product uroplakin 3b (gene upk3b). Lineage: Eukaryota; Metazoa; Chordata; Actinopteri; Osteoglossiformes; Mormyridae. The record is from RefSeq and is a predicted model, not a curated record. The coding region runs from base 130 to 1029 and encodes 299 amino acids. The transcript is spliced from 6 exons.